Messenger RNA from Brugia pahangi, 2424 nucleotides. The record is from the annotation of a GenBank genome assembly. Lineage: Eukaryota; Metazoa; Nematoda; Chromadorea; Rhabditida; Onchocercidae.
AUGAGUAAGGCGGUCAACUUGGAAAGAAUUGCAACAUUUGAGGCAAAUUUUGUCCGAUUUAUGCUUUCUAAAGCAAUAAAUAGGAAAGAUUUCUUUUCUAAAGAGCAUCAGGGAGAACUUGCAUUUAUGAUAACAUUUUUAAUGUCUAAGUUCUGUUUACAAAAUGUCGAUAUGCCGAUCAGACUUUCCUUAGGAAAUGCAAUGCUUGAACUUGUCAAACCGUGGGAUGAAUCACUGAAAACAAUGACUUCAUUUCUUCCUGGUAUUUGUUGUCGUAUGACUAAACUUGCUUGUUCAGAUCUCAAUACGGCAGUUGUAAAUGUAGCGCUAAAGAUUUUUGGCUGCACUGUAACAACUUGCUUGAACGAUUCUGUUCACAAGCAGGACAAAGUUGAAAAUUCAACAGUUGUUGAAAGCAAUCCAAGAAAUUCUGAAGAUGUUUCUAAAAAAAAUAUUACUCGGGAUGAGAAUUUGAAAGUUUUGCUCAGACGGAUGUCUUCUAGACUUGUCCGACAUCAGGAUCAUCGUAUUCGGCUUGCUUUACUUACUCUUUUACAUGAUAUCUACAAACAUUGUGCUCUAAGUCUUGCUUCCUCAAUUGAAAAUAUUUUAAUUGAUACUGUUCUACUGUUGCUGAAUGAUCCAUACGAGAAAAUUGCUGAAUUUUCGGAGACGAUUAAAGAAUAUUUGAUGCAUACAGUAAAAGAAAACUUCAUCAAUCGUUUGAGAGAACGCUUAUACUCAUUAACUACUACUAUACCUACAGAAGCCAUUGUUAGCGGAGAUGUUGAAGGAUGUUUAAAACAGUUGUUAGGAGUACUGUCUUCAAUGAAUUCUGAAUGCGGCGACUUUUUAUUAGGUGGAAAAUUGCCUGAACAAUUGACAUUCGCACUAUCAUCCGCACUGCGGUUGAAUACUAGGCGAUUACGUUUGAGUCGUGAAGUCACUGAUAAAAACAAUGUUUUAGGCAUAGUAGACGACUUACCACUUUUACACAAUGUUGAAAAAAAAACAGUUAAUCAGAUUGCUGUGCUGUUAGCUGCAAGUAAACAGCCUCAUGUUCUCCUGGAUUGUAUUUCUGCAAAUAUUGGUCAUACGAAAGAAUUGGAAGAGUUGACGGGUAGUUAUCACUUUGCUGUAUAUUUAUUAAGAGCAGCUUGUACAAAAAUUACUAAGCUAGCUCAAAACUUUGUUGAUACUUUGCAAGUGUUGGUUGAACAAGCUAUUAAACUUCUGGAAAGAAUCGACAUACAUCAUCCACCGCGAGACGAUAUUAUUGAAGAUGAUAAUGAUGAGCAAGGUAUCGAAAGUUGUCUGGUCACCGUUUUAUUAUCAUUUUGUGCAGCUGCUUUUACUUGUACUCCCUCCAUAUUCUUAUGCCAAAAGUUAAUGAAUGAAACCUUAUUUGAAAUAUUUAAAUGGACAAAGUCAUCGUAUCUAAUUUGUGCAGAAAGUGCGGAAUAUGCUUUAAAAGCUGCUACUAUGGCGGUAGGAGAAGCUGGCAUAUCUUCUCUUUGUGUUACUUACGGGAAAUAUCUCUUACCAAAGGUUGCAAUUCGUUCAAGAGCCUAUAGUAGUAAUCUUCGUACACCUUGUGUACUGUCUUCAUUACUUGAUCAUUGUGAGAAUCCUGAAUUAUUCGAGAUUGUCUGUCACGUUGUCGAAGAACUUCUACUUGCAAUUGACGUAGGAUCACAGGAGUGGCUAAUUUUAAUUCUCAGAGCCAUGCUUAGUUUUGGAAUUGCUGUUGGAAAAUGGUUUCCUGAUGUCAAGCCUGAAGAAGUUGAAUAUGAUGAGGAUGAUCUAGAUAAGAAAGCUCCAAAACCUGAUUUUGUUAUAUCUAUUAACAAUGUUUUGAUGAGAACGAAGCAUCUUCUCUUUUCUUCUCACAUACCAGUUCGUUUAUUGGUUCUGAAAAUUUUGGAUGUUUGUUUGAAAGAUUUGCAACAUUUCCCGGACGAUUAUCUGCCGAUGAUUCAUCAGAACUGGUUAGCAGUUUUGGACUGUCUCCAGGAGAAAAACUUGAAUGUGCGGGUGGAUGCAUUUAAGGUUGUUAUAACGAUGUGUGAACUUUCUGGUAGUUUCUGUUAUCGUCGUUUUAUUCCUCAAGUAUGGCCAUCAGUUCGUAAAUUCAUGCUUGAACAAAGUAUUAUAAGUGCUAAUGCCCAACGAGCCUAUUUUCAUACGGCUGCUUAUAAAUUUCAACUGAUUGUUCUAGAAAGCUUGGGCGAUAUUUUUCAUUAUAUUGAAGCAUGCAGUACAAAUUGGGAAAGUGCUAUGGAAAUGGCCAAAGCAUAUUGCGAUGUUUCGCAGCCCGAAACUUUGCAAAAUGCAUCAAAAAGUUUACUUUCUAUAUGUGAAACGAACUUGAAAGAAAACAAUGAUAAAUCGGAAAAUGCGAUCGGUCAAGUUUUAGUACAAUGA